GUCAGCUUUUGUUUUGCUCCUCAAGCAUCGUUAAUUUAUUAACGUUUUUCGCGUUUUAUCUCCUUUAUUUUCAUAUUUCCGGCCGUCGGAGGUCAUCUACGGAUCGGGACAAGUGGGGGUUGAACGACACCGGUUCCACCAGGACAAAAACAUCCCCAUUUUUUGCGACGUCCUCAGCGGCAAGUUUGAGGUUAGGAUGACGAGCAGACGAUCGGUGAACAGCAAGGCGGGAAAAACCAGCAAGCCGCAAAUCGACCAGGAGGCCAUCUCCCAGCAGCUGCAGGAGAUUUCGGCAAAGCUGUGCAAGCUCGACGAGUUGGAAAAACUCAACAAGGACCUUCAGGGCAACCUGUUGAAGCUUUCCCAUCGCGUGGACGCUGUCACCGCCGAGAACCGUCUCCUCAAGCAGGAGAUCGCGGAUCUCAAGCAGGCGCAGCUGCAGGACGAGAUCUUGAUCAAAGGGUUCAAGCUGGAACGCCCGGAGCAACACCGGGAAGUGUUCCAGAACGUCUGUAAGGCUACUGGUUUCGAAGCACCAGACGUCAAGGAAGUGCGCCCCCUGGUGUUCAAGAAGAAUCAGCAUACGGACGCUGUUCUGGUCAAGUUUUGGCGCGUUGAGGACAAGAACCGGUUCAUCAAGUGUGUGCGGUCAAUCAAGAAGCCACUGACCCCGCGCGACGUGAACGUUCGAUCCAAAAGCAAGUUCAUUCUUGUGCAGGAUCACCUCACGCCGGAGAAGUUGCAGCUUCACAACAAGGCCUGGGAUCUGACGAAAUUGGGUCUGCAGCGUCCGUGGUUCUACAGAGGUUCCACCUGGAUCAGUCAUCCGGAGUCCAAGAAGCCGUUCCGUGUGGGUGACUCGAAGGACGUCGAUGAAAUCGAGUUCAUCCUGUGCACGCGCGAGGACAACGGCCACCCAGACUUGAGUGAGCCGCUAAUCGCCAGAAACCGAACUCCUUAAAAGGUCUACGCCGAUGGAGUUCUGGAGCCAGCCGCAUCAACUUUGUCGUUACAUUUUUAUUGAAUUUUCAAUGACAUGUAAUCUACUUAAUUUGUA
Molecule: messenger RNA, 1057 nt
Organism: Culex quinquefasciatus (southern house mosquito)
Lineage: Eukaryota; Metazoa; Arthropoda; Insecta; Diptera; Culicidae
Exons: 2
Coding region: 197-961 (254 amino acids)
Source: RefSeq, a predicted model, not a curated record